Messenger RNA from Prorocentrum cordatum, 3519 nucleotides. The record is from the annotation of a GenBank genome assembly. Lineage: Eukaryota; Dinophyceae; Prorocentrales; Prorocentraceae.
CGGGCGUGGUUCAGACGCAUGGCGCUAACGACAUCUGGCGGGCGGUGCCAGAUGUGGGCGCUGAAGGAUAUCAGUCCCAUCAAGGUCGAAGACAUCACGAACGCGGAGAUUCUGGAGUUGUCUCGGAACCUGGGCACGUUGCUCGCGAUGAAGAUGAGGGGCAAGGCUCAGACGAUGACGAAGCUAGCUGGUACUGGCACUGGGUUCGAGGCACCGAGACAGAUCUACGCGGACUACCGCCCGCAGGGCGGCGCGUCGGAGCAUGGCUUGCUCGCGGCGAUCGCGCAGCCGAGGUGGUGGGCGAGUGGCGAUCACUCGAGGCGGAGUUUCGCAGGGGUGUUGCACGAUUGGGGUCGUGUGGUCGCGCAGUAUGAGCUGUCGAGCCGUGGCGCGAUCCCGGACAGGCUGAAGUGCGCGACCAUCCUUGGCUGUGCCCCCCUCGCGGCUAGGAGGGCCCUCGAGGGUGCGAGCCAGGAGGUCAGGGGGAACUGCGCGGUGAUGAGAACCAGGAUCCGAGAGCACUGCGCGGAGGAGAACGUGAAGGCUUUCGCCCCGAAGCCGCCUGACUCAGUGGGGGGCUCGGGCGUGGCGCCCAUGCAGGUGGGUGCGAUUGCCCAGAUUGAUGUGAUCGGCUCCGACAAGCCCCGCCGCAGCAUCUGCGAGGAGCUCGGCCACAGGGCGGAUGAGUGCUGGUCCAGCCAGCAGGGCAAGGGCAAGGACUCGAAUGGCGACGGCAAAGGUCAACGCGAUGGUCGUCGCUCGGCGCUGGAGAGCUACGAGGACUGCGACUCGACCAGCGACCAGGUGGAGAUCGGGGACCGCGACUCGACCGGGCACCAGGCGGAGAUCAGGGGCCACGAUUCGACCAAUGACCAGGUUGAGAUCAGUGACCAGGACUCGAUCGGAGACCCGCUGGAGGACGAGUUCAGGUGCCACUGCAGCGAUGAUGCAUUAGUCAUGGCGGUUGGCACUCGUGUGCAGCCUUUGGACUACGACAUCGAGGUGACAUUCGCGAUGGGAGGUCAGGUGGUCUGCAACGCCAACUUCAAGAUCGGCCCCUUCGCUCGCAAUCUCUUCAGCACUGGCAAGGUCUACGAUGCAGGCUUCGACGUGAUCUACGCCCGCAGCGACGGCUGCUACGUCGGGCUCCGCAGGCCCAGCGGCGCGUGCGUCAAGGUCCCGAUGAUUCGGAAGAGGAACGCGUUCGGUGUGCCAGCGAACGCGCGCCAGGACAUCCAGGCCGCCAAGCGCGUGAUCAGGGGCGGGGGGCGGCUGGCAGGAGGUCGCUACCCAAGCGUCGUCGCAGCCUACGAGGACGUGGUGAUGAAGGGCGAGGGGGCCGUUCAGGCGGGCGGAGCUGCGGCGUCUGCGCCCAUGGGUCGACUUCGCCGGGGCCUGGCGGCGCGGUUCCCAGGGUGGCUCCAGCGGUGGCGGCUGAGCCGGCGGAUGGGGCCACCGCCAGUGAGGGGCCCAGCAGGAGCAGAGCUGGGACCUGGGUCUCGAGUCGACCUGCUACGGGCUCGCCUGAUGGAGCUGGGCGCUGCAACCUACGGCACCAAGGGCCAGCUGUGGAGUCGCCUGGCCCACGCCGAGCUCAAGCACGAGCGGGGCCUCGGCGUCGACGAGAAGGCCGUCGAGGGGCGGUGCCAGCAGCAGGUUGACGGCCAGCCUGUGACAGAGGCAAGGGUCGUCGAGACACCCUGCGUUCCGACGGAGAUCGAGAAGGAUCAGCACGAGGCUUCUGGUCACGCAGUGUUCAAGAAGUGGUGGCCCGCGUGCGUCUUCGGCCUGGGGCCCGAGGGCCCGCGCGUCAAGCGGCCCGUCUACGGCGGGGGCGUCAGGGGCGAGCUGAUCUUCUUCGAUUGGGCCUGGUUGUCAACGCUGGGAGUGAGGAGAACCUCGAGACUAGGGUCUCGCAAGGCCGCGCGAGUGACGGCAAAGUCGAUGGGCUUCAUCGAGGCGCGUAUUUGGUGGUGCCGUGGCCGUUUGAAGGCGAACAGGGUCCAGAUCGAGAUGAACUGUGGGAUCAAGCUCGCGCCGCGUUCCCCCCUUUGGCCGUUCCUCGCGCGCCGCGGUGCGAAUUUGACGAACUGGUUCAGCAGGGGUGCAGGCGGCUACGCGGCUCACUAUGCAGUCUACGGCGUGAACUACACUGGAGUGGUGGUGCCAUUCGGCGAGGCAGUGAUGGCGAGGGUUCCAGUCUCCAAGACGGGCCAGCGGCGGUCGAUGGGAGGCCGCGCCCCCAGGCUUACCAAGGCUGACGCGGCUUGGGCGAAGGGGGUCUGCGUCGGCAAGACGACCGGCAACGACGAGCGCAUCAUCCUCACGGUUGCUGGGAAGGUGGCCCGCAGGGCCGUCCGCGGGCCGCCGAAGGGUAAGCGCCACGACAAGGAGCUGCUCCUGAAGGUCUGCGGUGAGCCCUGGAAGGAGAGGGUCGCCCACGUGCCCCGCUCCCUCGUCGUGGGCGGCGGCAGGGGCGAGGUCGCGCCGACGCCGCUGGAGGCCAUGGGCGCGGAGGCCGAGGGGGCAGCCCCGGAGGCGGCCCCGUCUGGAGGCGAGGCCCCCUCGGGCCCAGGCUCGGAGGCGGGGCCCCCGCGGCCGCCCGCGGCCAAGGCUUCAGAGGCCAAGGCCCCAGGGUCUCCGAACGGCGACGCCAUCCUCGGGUGGCAUGGGGCGAAGAGGAUGCGCUUCGAGCAUCCGAUCGUCGGGGCCGUCGAGGACAUCAGCGAGCAGCUCGACUACAAGGCGCUCUUGACGGCGAAGGAGCUUACGUGCUGGGACAACAGUGGUCUCCCCGUUGAGGAGGCGGCACGUGCCAUCACUGAGGGUCUGAAGCUUUCCGACGCGUUCGACAUCUACUCGGUCCAUCUUCGGGCCGCUUCCGAAGGCAAGAAGAAGUUCUACAGCAAGCCGAUGACCAGGCUCGGCCUAGUGCUGCACAUGGACGGCUUCUACUGCGCGGCCCGCAAGAGCGAGGUGGAGAGCUUCCUGCCGAUGAUCAGGACGAAGCUGAAGCUGAAGGACAACGACGUUGUCAUCGAGGGCCGGUUCGAGCACCUGAAGCGCUCCAGGACCAGGACCGACGAGGGCAUCUUCCUUCAGCCGCACGAGAAUCACAUCGUGAACAGCAUCUCCGAGUUGGGACUGAAGGGUGCGAGCGCGGUCAAGACUCCAGACCGCGCGGACAUCCAGUGGGCUGUGGGAAUGUUGGCAGCUGGCGUGGCGAAACCGACUGAGCAUUCCUGGGAGAGGGUGAUGCGGCUUGGGCGCUAUUUGGUCGGUACCAGCGAGCUGCGCGCGUUCCCCCCGAAGGUCGACGCGAAGAUUUACAAGAAGGGCGUGAUCCAUCUGAGGACCUUCUCGGACAGUGCCCAUGGCGGACAGGAGGCAAUGCGCAGGAGCACCACCUGUGGAGUUCCGUGCGCGGACGGGGUUGCGUUGGCGACGCUGGUUCGGAGGCGGGGCCUGAUAGCUGUGAGCUCGGGUGAGAGCGAGUUCUACGCGCCGGGUGCAGUGGCA